AUGCGAUUUUCGAUCUCGGGGUUGUUCUUCGUGGUGGUGUCGGCCAUGGUGGCCCGGGCAUCGCCUGUCCAAACCGCUGUGCCCCAGCCUGGAGUGUUCCCGCGGGAUACCACCCCCACUACGGCAAACCCAGAGACAACCACCACAGCGACCACCACCACAGCCACAGGCUUCCAAUUGACCUUGAGCUUGGAUUUGCCCUCCGACACGUGUACGCCCACCAUCAAGCCCGACAAGUAUGGCUGGGUACCGCCCUCGGAGUGCGACGCCUUGUACCUCUACUACCCAUCUUUUGGAGCCGCGGUCGCUGCCGCUGUAAUUUUCGGGCUCCUCUUCAUGACCCAUUUUGUGCAAGCGACUAUGUACAAGGCGGGCUUUGCCUGGGUCGUCCUCAUGGGUGUCUCGUGGGAGACUGUAGCUUACGCGGUCCGCGCCUUCAGCACUCGCAAUCAGCAGGAUGACACUGUUGUGACCGUCGCCCAGAUGUUUAUUCUUUUGGCUCCAUUAUGGGUCAAUGCAUUCGACUACAUGGUCCUGGCAAGGAUGAUCCAUUUCUUCCUUCCCGAGCGUCGCAUCGGCAUGUUCAAACCCUCCUUGCUAGCCAAGUCCUUUGUCUUGCUCGACUUCGUGUCCUUUGUUAUUCAAAUUAUCGGUGGCUUUAUGGCCAAUGGUACAGGCCAGCAGCAAAUGAACGGCAUCCACGUCUACAUGGGCGGCAUCGGCAUCCAGGAGUUCUUCAUCGUAUGCUUUUUGGUACUGGCCGUGCAAUUCCACCGGUUGAUGCUGCAGCUGGAGCGGUCCGGCCGACUGUCUGUGGAGAAGCAGAACUGGCGUGGACUGCUCUACGCCCUAUAUGGAAGUCUAGCCGCUAUUACGAUGCGCAUCAUCUACCGCUUGGUUGAAUUUUCCUCUGGCUACGGGGAGUCAAAUCCCAUCCCAUACCAUGAAUGGUAUAUGUAUGUGUUUGAUGGUAUUCCCAUGGCCUUAGCUAUCGUCGUCUGGAACUUUGCGCCGCCGGGCGCCGUGUUACAGGGUCCGGAUGCGGAAAUGCCCUCCAGUGGCAUCGGCAAGUGGCUCUGCUGUAACGGCUGUGCCUGUUGCUGUCGAAGCUGCCGGAAAGGUGGCAAGGGAAAGAAGGAUAUGCAGCGACUACCUGAUAACGACAUAUAUGACGACGAUGUGCCACUCCACAGCCGAGAACCAUCCCCCUACCGCGAUUCACGAUACAAUACCCGUCGCUGA
Molecule: messenger RNA, 1242 nt
Organism: Penicillium samsonianum
Lineage: Eukaryota; Fungi; Ascomycota; Eurotiomycetes; Eurotiales; Aspergillaceae
Product: RTA1 domain-containing protein
Exons: 2
Coding region: 1-1242 (413 amino acids)
Cellular component (GO): membrane
Source: RefSeq, a predicted model, not a curated record